This is a messenger RNA of Entamoeba dispar SAW760, 765 nucleotides long. RefSeq lists its product as uncharacterized. Lineage: Eukaryota; Evosea; Mastigamoebida; Endamoebidae. The transcript has 2 exons. The record is from RefSeq and is a predicted model, not a curated record. Bases 1 to 765 code for a protein of 254 amino acids.
AUGACUGAGCCGAAUCACAUGUGUAUUGCGACAACGAUGUGUCCUAAAUGUCGAGAGUUAUUAUGUGAAGAAUCAAUCACUUACAUAGAAGAAAUUAAAUUGAAAAGAAGAGGAUCUACUAUGAUUCAUACUACUGACUUUAGUAAUUCAGAUAAACUUCCACCAUUAAGUGCUAAAAUUGGUAAUAUACCAAAAGUUUCAUCUGCUAUUUCACCAUUAUUAUCACCAGGAAGAAGUUUAUCAUUAAGUUCUAAUGAUUCAUCAUUAGCGGCAAGUGAAGAUUCAUUUGUAUUAGAAUAUAAAAGUUCUGAAAAGAAAACAAAUUCAUCAGUUCCAAGUUCAAGUUAUGGAGAAAGUGUUGAAAGUCAAAAUUCAACAGGGAAAAGUUCAUGGGUUGAAAGUGAAAAAGAUUAUAAUCCUCAUAAUAACGCAAAUAUGUUUGAUUUACCAACAACAGAUGAAUAUAUUACUUUUACUAAAGAAAGUGGUAGUAAUGCAAAAAUAAUUCAAUAUGCAACAUUAGAAAAAUGUCUUCAAUUUAUUACUUCAAAAAAUUGUGAAGAUAGUUAUUUUACACAAUGUUUUGUUUAUUCAUUUAAAUUAAUAACUACAACUACAAAAUUAUUACAAUUAUUAAUUAUUUUAUUUAGUCCAAAUAAACCAAGUGAUAUGUUAUGGAAUGAUUUUAUUCAAAAUAUUAUUAUUCCAACACGUACACGUAUAUUAGCAUUAGUAAAAAUGUUAAUUCAAGUUUUUCCAAAAUGA